Molecule: messenger RNA, 1671 nt
Organism: Oryza brachyantha (malo sina)
Lineage: Eukaryota; Viridiplantae; Streptophyta; Magnoliopsida; Poales; Poaceae
Product: transcription factor HHO6-like
Exons: 5
Coding region: 81-1262 (393 amino acids)
Biological process (GO): regulation of DNA-templated transcription
Molecular function (GO): DNA-binding transcription factor activity; DNA binding
Source: RefSeq, a predicted model, not a curated record
UCCACCGCCUCUUCCUCCUCCUCCUCCUCCUCCCCCCAAUUCCGGCGAGGUGUCGUUCUGGGCGGCGAGGCGUGCCGUAGAUGAUGGGCUCGUCGGCGGCGGCGCGGGAGGAGCCCUUCCUCGGCGUCGACCUGCGGAUGCUGGCGGCGAGGACGGCGACGGGCGCGCUGGCGAGGGCGGCCGGCGGCGAGGUGGGGGAGAAGGCGGCGCGGUUCGAGGAGUGCAUACGCAGCCUCGAGGCGGAGAAGGCCAAGAUGGAGGUGUUCCGCCGCGAGCUCCCCAUCAGCGUCCACCUCAUCGCCGACGUGAUCGAGUGGUUCAAGGACGAGCUGGAGCAGCAGCAGCGGCUGCGGCGGCGGGCGGAGGCGGAGGCGGUGCCGGCGCCGGAGCUGUGCGCGCCGCCGCUGCCGUCGCCGAAGAGGAAGGCGGCGGCGGCGGAGGGCGUCAAGGCCGAGGCGGACGCGAACGACAAGCGGAGCUGGAUGAGCUCGGCGCAGCUGUGGACCUGCGGGAGCCACACCAGCACCAGCACCAGCAAUGGCGGCAGCGUCAAGAAACAGCAGCACCAGCAGAAGGUGUCAAAUGCGUUCAUGCCACUGGCCGACUCGCCGGCGUUCGCGAAAUCAUCGGAGGAAGCAGGAGUCGCCGCCCCCGCCGGAGCCGGGGGAGCCACGCCAUUGCCGCCGGCCGUGCCAGACCUGUCCCUCUCCUCCCGGGGGGCGACCGACGCCCCCUGCCCGGCCGCGCCGAGCGCCACCAGCAGCGCCGUCACCGACGCCGCCGGAGCGGCAGCAGCAGCGCAGCGCCAGCAGCCGUUGCAGCGGAAGGCCAGGCGGUGCUGGUCGCCGGAGCUCCACCGCCGGUUCGUCGCCGCCCUCCAGCGCCUCGGUGGCCCACAAACUGCCACUCCUAAGCAGAUUAGGGAGCUGAUGAAAGUUGAUGGUCUCACUAAUGAUGAAGUCAAAAGUCACCUGCAGAAAUACCGGCUGCACACGCGGCGAGCGUCCGACGGUGCCAGCGGCUGCGACAAUCAGAUGGCCGGCGGCCACGGCCAUGGCUUGUGGCCGCCGCCGCCGCCAUCGGAGCAGUACACGGCGUCGCAGCACAGCACGUCGCAGUCCGGCUCGCCGCAGGGCCCCCUGCAGCUCACCGUGUCGGUGACCGCCGGCGACAGCUGCGACGGCGGCGACGAGGAUGACGGCAGGUCGGAGAGCUACAGCUGGGAGAUUCAGAAUGGGGCAAGGGCAUCAUCAUCGUCUUGAGCACCAUUAAUUGAUUGUCUCCAGGUGCAACAGCACACUGUCAGUGACUACUGAAGAACUGAGGCCUGUUUCUGUACAGUAUUCAGAGUUUUCUUUGGCCCCCUUUUUUUGGAGGAGAUUAAGUACUGAGAGAAGUGAUCCAUGUGAGUAAUUUGAGUUUGUUGUAGCAGAGGAUUUGAGGAUAUGAGAUGUGUUAAUUACAUCACAUUGUAUAAUCUUUGGGUUAAAUUGCGGUGUCGAGGUUAAUUAUGUUAAUUGAGGAGAAGAUUGCUAUAGAUUAUUAGCAUUAAUCUUGGAUGCCUCCUGGUUCUGCAUUUUUGCAGUUUGUUUUGAAUAUCUGAACAGACAUUUGCUUGCUUUGUGGUAAAAGUUGAACUAAUUAAUUGAGGUCAACAAUGGUAAAAAAUGG